Owenia fusiformis is the source of this 1953-nucleotide messenger RNA. Lineage: Eukaryota; Metazoa; Annelida; Polychaeta; Sabellida; Oweniidae. The record is from the annotation of a GenBank genome assembly.
CAGAAUUUUAGCGAGGAAAUAUUCUACCGGAAGUUUGUAAAUGUUCAGCAAACGUAAUCCGGUAGAAAUGUAGGUCAAAAGUAGACAGACACUUAGGAACCACUUCAAAGUCAAACAUCUCAGAGUCCAAAGGUUCUUACACGGUGUAUUAUAGAUCAACUCACAUACACCUAUCAAGAGCACAAUGUCAGUUCAAGUUCCAAGAGAGGCUGGUGAAUUUCUAGUGGACACAUUUCCAAAAGAUUUUGUCUGGGGAUGUGCCACCGCUUCAUACCAAAUAGAGGGUGCUUGGGAUAAAGACGGGAAAGGAGUUAAUAUCUGGGACACAUUUUGUCACGAAGGAGGACAUGUAGAAAACAAUGACACUGGAGAUGUUGCAUGUGAUAGCUACCAUAAAUACCCAGAGGAUGUCAAGCUCCUAAAAGACCUUGGUGUAUCUCACUACAGGUUCUCUAUAUCUUGGUCUCGUAUCUUGCCUAAUGGUACAAAGUCAUCAGUGAACCAGAAAGGAAUUGACUACUACAAUAGGCUGAUUGAUGCAUUGUUGGAGGCCAAUAUACAACCAUUUGUCACUCUAUACCAUUGGGAUCUUCCACAGCCAUUGCAAGACUUGGGUGGGUGGCCAAAUGAGGCCCUAGUGGAACACUUUGUGGACUAUGCCCGGGUCUGCUUUGAGAGCUUUGGAGAUAGAGUGAAGAUGUGGCUGACGUUUAACGAGCCAUAUGUUUUCUGUGGCCUAGGCUACGAGUAUGGUUUCCAUGCUCCAGGGAUCAAAGACACGGGACGAAGUGCCUACCAAGCUUCUAGAACUGUCAUCAAAUCACAUGCAAAAACUUGGCAUCUUUAUGAUGAUGAGUUUAGAGCAAAACAAAACGGUAAAAUAGGCAUAACACUGGACUCUGACUGUUUUGUUCCCAAAGACCCCAACAGUGAAGCAGACAAAGAGGCCUAUAACACUUCAUUUGAGUUCAAGCUUGGUUGGUUUGCCAAUGCAAUAUUUGGUGAGGGGAACUUCCCUAAGCUUGUACUAGACAAAGUAGCUGCCAAGAGUAAAGAACAAGGCCUCUCUGAGUCCAGAUUGAAACCAUUCACAGAGGAGGAAGUGAAAUAUAUAAAAGGUACAUUUGACUACCUGGGGUUGAACCAUUACACAACCAGGCUGUCUACCCCUGGCUACAAGGGGGGUGAGGCUGAUGUGUGUUAUCUUGCUGACAGGGCAGUAGAGGAAGAGACAGACCCUGCAUGGGAAAGAGCUGGAUCAGAAUGGCUCUAUGUGGUACCAUGGGGUCUGCGUCAACUGUUGAAUGACAUCAAGACCCGCUACAACAAUCCACCCGUUUUUGUCACGGAAAAUGGCUGCUCAGAUCGUGAGAAUGCUAUUGAUGAUGUAAAGAGAGUCUUCUAUUAUCAGUCCUAUAUCAACCAAACUCUGAAAGCAACCAAACAAGAUGGCUGUAAUGUGAAAGGGUACUUCGCCUGGUCGCUUGUUGAUAACUUUGAGUGGGCGAUGGGAUAUGCCGAGAGAUUUGGUCUACAUUUUGUCGAUUUUAACGAUCCCGAAAGAAAGAGGACAGCAAAAUCAUCAGCCAAAGCUUAUACUCAGAUUGUGAAGGAAAAUGGAUUCAAAGAAAAACCAGCCAAUAUGUAAAGCUGUAACAGACAUAAAGGCAAUUGAAUUAAUCGCCCAUAAAUAACAUUCCAAAGGCAGUACUCUGAUUGAUGGCUUUUAACCAUUUUAACCAUUUUUUGGACAUUGUAUCAGAUUUUUAUCAUUGUACAUGUAAUAAUUAAAAAAACAUGCAAGAUAUCCAGUAUUUUAGAAUUAAGCUCCUGUAUUAAUAACACGAGGCGAAAAACAAGGUUGCAAAACAAUGUGCCAUUUAGCAAUGCUCACUGAUGAAUCAGUGGUGUAGAUUUAAAAUGGGUAGAUGCAAUAAAAUUAUUUUCAACAAA